Messenger RNA from Cordyceps fumosorosea ARSEF 2679, 693 nucleotides. RefSeq names its product IGR protein. Bases 1 to 693 code for a protein of 230 amino acids. Lineage: Eukaryota; Fungi; Ascomycota; Sordariomycetes; Hypocreales; Cordycipitaceae. The transcript has a single exon. The record is from RefSeq and is a predicted model, not a curated record. Gene Ontology annotation, cellular component: mitochondrion.
AUGAGAGCCCAAAGUCUCUGGUCGUCGUUGCGGCCACUCGCCUCGGCGCCCACGACAAGCACACUCAACACGCAAAUACGAUGCCUACACAAGACGCGACCGCCGCCCACGAUCCCCCGGCCCCGGCCAUUCGUCCCCGACGUCGAGACGUUCCUCAAGCUCAUCGGCCGGGGGCUGAGCCGGCACGCGAGCAAGUUCCCCACGUGGGAGGCGCUCUUCGCCAUGACCUCGCCGCAGCUCAAAGAGCUCGGCGUCGAGCCCCCCCGUGCGCGCCGGUACCUGCUGCAGUGGAUGCAGCGCUACCGCAAGGGCGUCGUCGGCCCCGGCGGCGACUUCCAGUUCGUGCGGGACGGCGAGGCGCACCUCCGCGUGGCGCUGCCACCGGCGGGCGCAGCCACGGACGCGCGCUGGGUGGUCAACGUGCCGCACGACGGCGACGGGGUGGUGGCGGCGGAGACGUACCCUCGGCCCAAGGGCUACUCGGUGCGCGGCCUCACGACGAUCGCGGGCAGCCACGCGACGGAGCUGCCGGGGAAGGGCGGCGCGGUGGUCAAGGUCACGGAGGGCAUGUGGGAGCAGAAGCAGGGCAGGAAGAUUGACGGCGGCGAGCGCAGGAGGGCAGAGACGCGCUUUAAGAAGCGCUCCGCGGAGCGCCGCGCCGAGAGGGAGGCCGAGCUGAUGAAGCACCUGUAA